Coccidioides posadasii C735 delta SOWgp is the source of this 1578-nucleotide messenger RNA. RefSeq names its product galactokinase (gene GAL1). Gene Ontology annotation, molecular function: galactokinase activity; ATP binding. Gene Ontology annotation, biological process: galactose metabolic process; carbohydrate phosphorylation. Gene Ontology annotation, cellular component: cytoplasm; cytosol. The record is from RefSeq and is a predicted model, not a curated record. NCBI's taxonomy places the organism in Eukaryota, Fungi, Ascomycota, Eurotiomycetes, Onygenales, Onygenaceae.
AUGGCAGAGCUAGUUCCCCACACGCAGUCUAUCGCUGAUAUCUAUCCUUCAGACGUUGCUGGGGACCGCAAGGUCGCUCCAGAUCAACAAGCCAGGUGGAUUAGCCUGAUCAAGGCUUUCAGGCACCUCUAUGCCCAGUCGCCUGAUUUUGUUGCAAGAAGCCCAGGCAGGGUGAACAUUAUCGGCGAACAUAUCGAUUAUUCGCUCUAUGAUGUCCUCCCAACCGCCCUACGCGUUGACGUCCUCAUCGCCAUAAAAGCUGUUCAGACAAACGGCCAGGAUGGCUUUGUGCAACUCUCAAACGUCUAUGACGCUAAAUUUCCCGCUACAGAGUUUCAAAUACCCCACGACCGCGACGUCGAAAUCGACGCCAGCAAGAACGACUGGGCAAAUUAUUUUAAAGCGGGAUUGCUGGUAGCCAUCAAGUUUCUCCGCAAAAAAUCAAACCGCAGCAGUUUCGUUCCUUCAAGCAUAAAGGCUCUGGUCGAUGGAAAUGUUCCACCAGGCGGCGGCCUCUCAAGCAGCGCAGCAUUCGUCUGUGCCAGUGCCCUGGCCGUCGUUAAAGCUCACGGCUGCGAUAUUUCAAAGCAAGAGUUAUUGGAUAUUUCUCUAGUCUCCGAACGUUUCGUCGGAGUUUACUCAGGAGGAAUGGACCAGGCGGCAUCUAUUUUCUCACGCCAUGGCUACCUUCUAUAUGUUCGAUUCUUCCCUAGAUUUCACACACAAUAUGUGCCGAUUCCCAAAACAGAACCCGAACUCACGUUUCUGGUAGCCCAGACUUUCAUCACAUCCAACAAAGCAGAAACUGCUCCAAAGCACUACAAUUUGAGAGUGGCUGAAUGUACUCUUGGCGCAUUGGUUCUGGCAAAAUUACACGGCAUCGAAUUGCCAAAGGAUUCCAGCUCUCUAGGUUACAGCUUUCGCACCUAUCAUCACGAACUAAUGCAAAAGGAGGGCCGUUUGGAGGACCCUCUUGAGUACCAACUAGACUCUAUUAUUCUAGGAGUAACCGAACUCCUGACCCAAGAGCAGGGUUAUACCCGGGAAGAAAUUGCUAAAAUUCUAGGACUUACCGUCCCGGAGCUCGAAUCCAAGUUUCUAUCCGCUUUCCCUGUCCAAGCAGAUCGAUUUCUCCUACGCCAACGUGCCCUCCACUGCUUCAAAGAGGCACGAAGAGUCCUCGACUUCAAAGCCUGUCUUUCUAGAUCUAAUCACCUCGAUGAGCACGGAGUUAGGUAUCUGGGCCAACUCAUGAAUGAGUCACAGGAAUCAUGUCGCACGCUUUACGACUGCUCAUGUCCUGAGGUCAAUUCAAUAUGCGAAAUUGCCCUCCAAGCCGGUUCCUUUGGUAGCCGCUUGACAGGUGCUGGCUGGGGCGGAUGUACUGUUCACAUGAUCCCUCAAUCCAAGGUCGAAGCUGUCACAUCAGCUUUAAAGAGAGAGUAUUACAGUAAGCGAUUCGCCGAGCUAAACGAGGAAGAAUUGAAGCAUGCUAUGGUGAUUAGCAAACCUUCUAAUGGGUCGUUUGUCAUUUCCGGCGCUGCGAUUACAGAUGUAGAGUAUGAAAACGGGGUAUAA